Tribolium madens (black flour beetle) is the source of this 2921-nucleotide messenger RNA. It is a transcript of the gene Mcm2, whose product is annotated as DNA replication licensing factor Mcm2. The coding region runs from base 217 to 2847 and encodes 876 amino acids. NCBI's taxonomy places the organism in Eukaryota, Metazoa, Arthropoda, Insecta, Coleoptera, Tenebrionidae. Gene Ontology annotation, molecular function: ATP binding; single-stranded DNA helicase activity; single-stranded DNA binding. Gene Ontology annotation, cellular component: nucleus; MCM complex. The transcript is spliced from 8 exons. Gene Ontology annotation, biological process: mitotic DNA replication initiation; DNA replication; double-strand break repair via break-induced replication. The record is from RefSeq and is a predicted model, not a curated record.
AUCCAUUUUAAAGCCUAAUUGCGUUAAUUUUGUUUUUGCCGCACUAUUUCUAGGUUAUAUUUACGUCAAUUACGUGGGGAUAAACGCAAAGUUACUAAAAAAAUGAGGUUGUGAAACCGCUUGUUUUGGCGCCAAUUUUUCACCAACUGUUAAUUCUUUGUGUUGUGUUCUUCAUUAGUUAAAUUACUACUUAGGUUGCCACAGAUUUUGUUGAAAAUGUCUCACAGGCCUGAAGAUGAGUCUCCGCAACCCACCCCUCGGUCUAACAUGUCUUCACCACCGCGUGAAUUGGAGCCCUUUGAGGAUGAGGGGGCUCUGUUCGGGGACGGGAGCCCCAUGGAGGAGGAAGAAGGGGAGGAAUUGUUCGGGGACAAUAUGGAAAAUGACUAUCGCCCAAUGCCCCACUUGGACCGUUACGACGAGCGCAACCUCGACGACGAAGAGUACGAAAUGAUGUCAAUUGGCGACCGAAUGGCCGCAGAAGAGGAUCUCCGUCGUCGCGACCGCGAAAUGGGGAUCAUCCGACGCGACGACAGGGAAUUAUUUUAUGACGAAAGUGACGACGAAGCUGACCCGAGGAGAAAACGCAGAAUGGCCGAAAAAGCAGCCGCUGGUGAGACAGAAGACGCCGAAAUGAUUGAGUCGAUUGAAAAUCUGGAAGACACCAAGGGGCACACUAUCAAAGAAUGGGUUUGCAUGAUUGGGCCCAGAACUGAAAUUGCCAACAGAUUCAAAAAUUUCCUAAGGACGUAUAGUAACAACAGAGGCCAGUAUGUGUUUCAAGAGAAGAUCAGGCGGAUGUGUGAGAGCAAUAAGUCGAGUUUUACUGUCGAAUUCCCGUACUUGGCGAAUAAGGAACACGUUUUGGCGUAUUUUCUGCCAGAAGCUCCGUUCCAAAUGUUGGAAAUCUUUGAUGAAGUUGCGAAGCAAAUUGUACUUUCGAAAUAUCCGAGUUACGAGAGGGUGACUAAUGAAAUUCAUGUCAGAAUUUCUGAAUUGCCGCUAAUUGAGGAGCUUAGGACCUUCAGAAAGCUUCACGUCAACCAAUUGGUCCGCACAGUGGGCGUAGUGACCGCAACAACUGGUGUUUUGCCCCAACUUUCGGUCGUGAAAUUCGACUGUAACAAAUGUGGCUUUAUUUUGGGCCCUUUUGUGCAAAAUCAGCACAGUGAGGUCCAGCCUGGAGUUUGUCCCGAGUGUCAAAGCAGCGGUCCUUUUAUGAUCAAUAUGGAACAAACAAUUUAUCGCAACUACCAAAAAAUCACGCUUCAAGAGUCCCCUGGUCACAUCCCCGCCGGACGAGUGCCCCGUUCCAAAGACUGCAUUCUCCUCGCCGACCUCUGCGACCUUUGCAAACCUGGAGACGAAGUCGACGUCACCGGAAUUUACUCAAACAACUACGACGGAGCUUUAAACAUCGAUAACGGCUUCCCGGUGUUUUCCACCGUCAUUUUCGCCAACCAUUUAGUGGUAAAAGACUGCAAACAAAUCGUGCAAUCCCUCACAGACGAUGAUGUUAAUGCUAUAAGAAAAAUGAGCAAAGAUCACAGGAUUGCUGAUCGCAUAAUUGCAUCAAUCGCGCCCUCUAUCUACGGUCAUGAUUACAUCAAGAGAGCCCUAGCUUUGGCUUUGUUCGGGGGAGAACCCAAAAAUCCCGGUCAGAAACACAAAGUAAGAGGGGACAUAAAUGUGCUAAUUUGCGGUGAUCCUGGAACUGCCAAAUCCCAGUUUUUGAAAUAUGUGGAGAAAAUUGCACCGAGGGCUGUUUUCGCCACUGGGCAAGGGGCCAGUGCUGUGGGUUUGACGGCCUAUGUGAGGAGGAAUCCGGCCUCUAGGGAGUGGACUUUGGAGGCGGGGGCGCUAGUAUUGGCGGACCAGGGGGUUUGUCUCAUCGACGAGUUUGACAAGAUGAAUGACCAGGACCGGACUUCAAUCCAUGAAGCGAUGGAGCAACAAUCAAUUUCCAUAUCAAAGGCCGGUAUAGUGACAAGUCUGCAAGCCCGAUGUUCGGUCAUAGCGGCGGCGAAUCCAAUCGGAGGCCGCUAUGACGCCAGUAUGACUUUCGCCGAAAAUGUGAACCUCUCAGACCCAAUUUUGUCACGUUUUGACAUCAUGUGUGUGGUGAGGGACGAGAUUGAUCCGAUCCAAGACCAACAUUUGGCGAAAUUCGUGGUCAAUUCGCACAUCCGACACCAUCCGUCGAAAAAAGGCGAGACUUUAGAAAUCGAAGACAGCGAUAAUGACCUAACCAUUCCUCAGGAAAUGUUACGCAAAUACUUGGUCUAUGCACGUGAAAACAUCCACCCGAAAUUGCAAAACAUGGACCAGGACAAAAUCGCUAAUAUUUACAGUCAGCUGAGACAAGAAUCUUUGGCUACUGGUAGUUUGCCUAUUACGGUUCGCCAUAUUGAAAGCAUAAUUCGUAUGGCCGAGGCUCAUGCCCGCAUGCAUUUACGCGAGUACGUGCAAGAGGAGGAUGUCAAUAUGGCCAUUAGGAUGAUGUUGGAAAGCUUUGUCGAGACACAGAAAUACAGUGUGAUGAAAUCGAUGAGACAAAUUUUCCAACGAUAUCUCGUCUUCAAGAAGGACCAUAGCGAAUUACUGUUUUAUAUUUUGAGACAGUUGGCACAAGACCAGUUGACAUUUUUACGAGGAACUGAUGAAUCUCAUGCUCUUGUGAUUGAAAUCGAUGAAAAGGAUUUGAAGGAUAAAGCCAAACAACUGGAUAUUCAUGACUUGAAACCGUUCUAUCAAAGCCGGAUUUUUGAAAACAAUAAUUUCGUUUAUGACGCUUCAAGGAAAGUUAUUAUUCACACAGUGCCAGAAGCUGUGACUGCAGAAUAUUAAACUUAUUUUUAUUUUUAAAGUACCGUUUUUUUAAUGUUCCAUAGCUCUACUUUUAAUACAGUUUUUUAAAUUUA